AUGGCGGACAGCGACAAUUUCAAAGCUACUCCGGCCAUUGUGCGAUUAACCGUAUUGGGUUACGAGCUAAAUUCAAAGCAAAAUGCGUGCUUCAAUUAUCUGUUGCCUGCAAUUUUCUGGUGCUCUAUGUAUAUAUUACAUUUUGCUUCUGAUUUGGUACUGGCGCAUCGGCAUCACAUAGAAGAAGAUCCGAUCUGGGCCAGUCUCACGCUCUUCUUCAUGUACUUGCCGGUAAUAGGGUGCUUCGUGUUGACAGUCUCGUCGAUAGAAAUGUGGCCCGACUACGAUGAAUGCACUUUAUCAAAUGUCAAGUGGUUAUCUGUGAAGAUAUUACAGCAUUUGUUUUUUCCCAUUUGGACUAUGUGGAGGUACGCAGAAAAAAUUUUUUGGGCUAUAGAAGGAUAUCGAGCCCCGACGGAAGACGAUAGACAAGAAUGUUUGCGCAAGUCUAGCGCCCCUCGUUCCAUCGAAUUUUAUUUCUUCCUAAAAGGAUUUUUACAUACAAUUCCGCAAAUCCUUCUGCAACUGCAUAUUCUCAUGAGAAAUGUUAAAUUGUUGGAUCAACAGACAAUUGACAUGCAGGUUGCCAGUAUGGUAUUCAAUUUGGCUACAAUGGCGGCAACAACCGUGCAAUAUCAACGAUUUAAAAGUCAAAAGAUGGGUGGCAAAAACUACCCAUGGUACAAACCAUACAAAUACAAUGAUAAUGUGGAUGCUGCGUUACUAUUGCCCGCAACUGGAAUAAUAUACUGCACCAAAGAAAACUACCAAAAAAUUGCGAAUGAUAUAGAAGAGCGUCGCAUCAAGGAGAUCGAAGAAAAUGCUGGCGAUGACGAAAGUAUAUCCAGUAGCGUAUAUUAUCUAGAACCCCAUGUGGAUGAAGUGGACUUUCCUAAGGCCAUUCGACAAAUUUACGCACUGCCAGAGGACGACCUUGCAGGCAAAGUACUCGCGUUUUUUUGGUGGUUCUGCUUUUUACUCGCGCGUUUUCUUGCCAUUUCGACGUUUGCGUACUUCUUUCCUAAAGAUAUCAUCUGGCUGCUGUCCAGUCACUUCAUAUUGUGCGUGUCAUUCUUAUUGUACGAUGCGAGGGCGUAUCUUGUCCGACGCACCAAGGCUGUAUUCUUUAUUUUCGUCGGGUUGAUUUAUUUAUUUUGUAUUAUCGAGUUCAAGAAGCAAUUCACGCGCGUACGGUUCAUCUAUAACGGCUAUUUCACGCUCGUGUUCAGCGAGAACUUCAUCAUGUGUUUAAUUUGGUGGUUUUCUCGAAUGGACGACACUGGUUUGGUAAACGACUGGUGGUUUAGGUAUAUAUUUUAUAUGACUCUACUUUGCACAUUUCUCAGUUUAUCCUCAAUGAUUGUUUACAAACUUACGAGGCAAUCGAAAGUCGUUGUUGGGCAGGAAACUAUUUGUGAUACUACGAUUUAAUUAAGAAAAACAUAUGUACAUAUACGAACACAAUAUUUUAAGAAACUUUUGUAUUUUAAUAAGAAGAAUAUUAAAGUGUUAUUUUUA
Messenger RNA from Dalotia coriaria, 1518 nucleotides. RefSeq lists its product as uncharacterized. The transcript is spliced from 3 exons. The coding region runs from base 1 to 1431 and encodes 476 amino acids. Lineage: Eukaryota; Metazoa; Arthropoda; Insecta; Coleoptera; Staphylinidae. The record is from RefSeq and is a predicted model, not a curated record. Gene Ontology annotation, cellular component: plasma membrane. Gene Ontology annotation, biological process: apoptotic process involved in development; engulfment of apoptotic cell; phosphatidylserine exposure on apoptotic cell surface.